This is a messenger RNA of Monoraphidium neglectum, 1277 nucleotides long. Its product is annotated as Potassium channel subfamily T member 2. The annotation marks the transcript as partial. NCBI's taxonomy places the organism in Eukaryota, Viridiplantae, Chlorophyta, Chlorophyceae, Sphaeropleales, Selenastraceae. The record is from RefSeq and is a predicted model, not a curated record. Gene Ontology annotation, cellular component: membrane. Gene Ontology annotation, biological process: potassium ion transport. The transcript has 10 exons.
AUGGGGCCCCCCGGAAAAGCAGGAGCGUCGGCCCUACGCCGCCUCACGGGCGGAGAGGCGCGGGCUGUCCUGGAAGCCGCGCAGCUGGGCGCCUCUGUGCUCUUCAUCCUGCUGUACGUCUGGAGCACGUACGUGCCAGAGGCACCCGGAAGCUGGCGGUACUGGCUGGAUCUGGGGCUGUGCGCGUUCUUCUUCGCCGACUACGUGUACCGCAUUACGGCCGGCAGCGGUGGCCGCCACCCCCUGCGCGCCGCCCUGCACCCCCUCAACCUGAUUGACCUGCUGUCCUUUGUGCCGUCACUCACGGCGGUCAACCAGCUGACGGGGGUCGACCUGCGGUGGUUCAGGAUAUUCAGGGCGCUGCGCCUGCUGCGUCUGAGCCUGUUGGAGGGCAACCUGCCCCACAUGCGCCUGUCACGCGGCGCGCUGCUGGCUGGCGCCGUCAACGUGCCGCUGCUGUGGUUGGUUGCCAGCGUGUGUGCAUGGCUCUUCACCAGUGCGGCGAUGGUGCAGGUCAUUGAGAAGAUGCCUUUUCAUGACGCGGUCUACUUUAUCACCACGACACUCACCACUGUGGGCUACGGCGAUGUUGUGGUCAAGUCCAGCAUAGGUCGCCUCGCGGUGCUGGUGAUGAUGCUGGUGGGCGUGGUACUCAUCCCGGCACGCGCCAGCCAGCUGUACUCACGCUUCUCAGAGCGCCGCACGGUGGCCGGGCCGAUACCCACUGGGCGGCGGCCGUUUGUGAUAUUCAGCGGCAAGCUCAGUGACGUCAGGGGCUUCAACGACUUCUUCUCAUCAAUACUUACACAGAUCCGUCUGGAUGGCUCUGAACGCUGGCGGCAGCUGCAAAUGGUGUGCCUCACCGACCACGCACGCCCAGAGUUCCUCGCCCUGCAGGAGCUCUAUGAGCGGCAGCUGACGCUGAUAGAGGGCAGCGCCCUGUGGGAGCCGGAUCUGCUGGGCCGCGCGCGCCUGCCACUGGCUGAGGCGGCGAUGGUGCUGGCGGACCGCUUCAGCAGCGAUGCGGAGGCGGAGGACACCGAUGUGCAGUUCAGGGUGUGGGCCAUGAAGAGCGUCACCAAGAAGGUCCCCCUCUACGUACAGGUGCUGCAGCUGUCUUCAGUGACCACCAUCGCCCCAUUCCUGGACCCGGCACGAGAUGUCGUCACCUCCCUGGAGCAGACGCGCCACCGCCUGCUGGCGCUCAACUGCCUUGCGCCGGGGGCCAGCACGCUCAUCACAAACCUGCUGCGGUGUACUGGCCAAAAGCCGCGCGG